Cylicocyclus nassatus is the source of this 769-nucleotide messenger RNA. NCBI's taxonomy places the organism in Eukaryota, Metazoa, Nematoda, Chromadorea, Rhabditida, Strongylidae. The record is from the annotation of a GenBank genome assembly.
AUGUCAAAAGACUUCUCAGGAUUUCCAUCCUGCGGCAAAAGCGGGGAACUGCUUUUCCAGCGACAAAGUGGACUGCACCUUUCAAUACGAAUUAGUUUACGUAGGGAAGCUGUAUCGCAGCGUGGCGAAUCGCAGUCCUUGAACCUCCCAGGGGCACGAGAAGAAGCCAAAAAAAGAAGCGAGGGCAGCGCCGCGCAACAUCAAUAUUUCAGCAAUAUACUGUUGGCGACACGAAUGUCACAGGCAUGACCCUGAACAACCGCGUCGACGAUGCACUCGACUGGAACCGCCUCGCGGCAAUCUAGCAGCCGGUGGUAGAUUGUUUCCCGUGUUAAAGCUUCUUACGUUCACAUAAAGUACAAAAGUGCAUCAGCGCUGUAGUAUUUCUGCUCAGGCAAAAAGCCGCUUUCAGUAUUUGAGCGGACUGGAACUAAACUAGCUUUGAGCCUAUUAUGCUGUGAGGAUAUCUUGCCCUGAUUAGCUUCUCUUGCCGUUCAUAGUGUUGAUGGAUUUUUGAGGCGUUGAAGCUAUCUGGAUUAAAAGGCCAAACAAGCCUACUUUCUAUUCGAAAUUUACUUCAAGCAUAGUGACAGCUUGUUACUGGCAAGGUCCCCCUUGCUUUCUGUGAUGAGGGGGGUGUAUAGAUGCUAUUAGUUAGUUUCUUUUGAAAUCAUGAUGCUGAAUUUUUGAAUUUCAUUGUAGUCUGCCGUCAGAUCUGUACAAGUAAUGAUAUACUUGUUUUUAGCUGUACAGUUGUUUUUGCUCAUGC